Messenger RNA from Belonocnema kinseyi, 2385 nucleotides. Its product is annotated as E3 ubiquitin-protein ligase KCMF1-like. The transcript is spliced from 9 exons. Gene Ontology annotation, biological process: synaptic signaling. Bases 19 to 1641 code for a protein of 540 amino acids. Gene Ontology annotation, molecular function: zinc ion binding. Gene Ontology annotation, cellular component: plasma membrane. The record is from RefSeq and is a predicted model, not a curated record. Lineage: Eukaryota; Metazoa; Arthropoda; Insecta; Hymenoptera; Cynipidae.
GCGGUGUACUAUACGUCGAUGAUCAUUGUCUACACAAUGUAUUUAUUGGAUCAUGGUUUGGACUUCUUAAGGCUUCUGCACGUCGUAUAUGUCACUAAGUUAAAAAUGAGUCGACACGAUGGAGUAAGUUGUGACUCUUGUCUGAAAGGAAAUUUUCGAGGUCGCAGAUAUAAGUGCCUGGUGUGUUACGAUUACGAUCUGUGUGCAAGUUGUUACGAGGGAGGGGCUAGUACUACUCGUCAUCUUACAGAUCACCCAAUGCAGUGCAUACUCACAAGAACUGAUUUUGAACUAUAUUAUGGGGGAGAAGGAGUGAGUGUAGAACAACCUCAAUCAUUAACUUGCCCUUACUGCGCAAAAAUGGGUUUUACUGAAGCCACACUUCAAGAGCACGUCACUGCUGAUCAUCCUGAUACAUCUUUUGAAGUGGUAUGUCCUGUUUGCGCAUCUUUACCUGGUGGAGACCCGAAUCAUGUAACUGAGGAUUUCGCUGGCCACCUAACAUUGGAACAUCGUAGCGGACCCAGAGAUUUGAUGUCUUUUUUGGAUGAAUCUGCUUCUACUAGACACAAUGUGCGGCGGAUUCCUCAUCCUUCAAGAGGUGUAGGUGGACCGCGUACACGCAGGUCUAAUAUGCACUUUAGCUCGUCUGGAGGGCUUAGUCCAAGUAAUCGAGAAAGUAUUGAUCCCAUCGCUGAAUUAUUAUCACAAUUGUCAGGAGUACGCAGAACUGGUAGUGGUCAAAGUUCAUCAGCUCCGUCACAAUUGCAACAAUUGCAAAUGCAGUUACAACUUGAGCGUCAGCAAGUUCGCGCUGCAAGGCAGCAAUUGGAACGCUUGCCUAGGAGACAAACACAAGUAAUCGGUUCCGUUAAUAGUGGAGGUGGAAGUAGUACCAGUCAUCCGACAACAAUGGGCACUGUUUUAGCCAACAAUACUGUGAGUAAUAAUAACGUUACCGCGGGAAACAAUGGAGUUUCAUUCUGCGCAUCAUCUUCUACUUUACAAAACUGUUCAUUUUUGAUACCCAGAUGUAUUACUACCACUCUUUCGGACACACAGCUGCAUACUAUUGAACGUGAAAGUGCAAAUCGAAGUUUGUUUGCUAGGGAACUAGUAGUCAGUACGCUUUCUCAAGCUUUAUUGGAUUUAACGAAGACAAAAGAGCAGUUAAACAAAGAAAAUCUGUCGCUAAGAAAUAGUCGAGAUUUAUCGAUUACGAGUCGUUCAACAAAAUCAACGGAAACAAUAAGCUCAAAUCAGGAAGCUAUAUUAGAACAAUGUACUACAGCUAGUAACGAAAAUCUACGGCACUCUUCUAUCCUUCAAACUUCAAGGAAUAAUGCUAAAAUCGAAAUUUUGAAUCAAGAUCUAUCUUUAAAUCCUAGUGAAGUUGUUUCACAGAAUACGGCCAUGGUUCAAGCAUUAAUGCACAACGUAGCACCUCAAGCAAUGGUUUUACAGCAACCACUGUCUCUACCAGUAAGGAAUACAGGAACUGGAACAAUUAGAGAACAAAUAUCUUCUCCAACAGCUGCUUAUAUAAGAGGUGGAAUGAAUUCUGUUGGUGGUUCUCGUAGAAAACCUAUUAGAACUGUAGAUGGCAGAAACCAUUCAGCAGAUCCACCACCACCGCACUAACUUCUUUGCUGAUAAUAAUAAAGAACGAGAACCCUCUAGCGCUAGUCUUAAUAUCGUUUAAAGCAUCGUAUUGUUGUUAUUAUAUUAUUACUUAUUGACUAUUUUUCGUCAAUUCAUACUGCUAUAUUUUCAAGAUUUCGUGUUAUAAACUCAAUCAUGUUAUCGUAUGCAUACGAUGAAUAUCCUAACAAGGAUGUAUAUCGCGGGCAAACAACUAUCAGAUUAUGUAUAUACAGCUCUCAUUGUCAAGGUCGUUUGAGAAAAAAGUCGUAGCUUAAAAAUUUUAAAUCCCCGGUCACGAUACAUCUUUAGCUUUCUAGCGACUGAUUACUUUGCAAGAAGCGCCCAGUAUAGUUAAGGACACCAACUCUAAAGAUUUCUCAUGUGAAUAAACACUCUUUUCACAUUUUUAUUCUAUUUUUCAUCGACAAAAAGAAAACCGAUAUAACGGAUUUGUUAAUCACUCGUGUGUUUUAAUCUAUUUUAAACUACGGAUUGAAGUAUUGUGACCACCCUGGAAGAGUGACACAGUACAACGACCAAACCAAACUAGAACCUAUCAGAAUUAGUUGAAAAAUAGUUUCUUCUAUUACAAAAUUAUUCAGGUGUAAUCACUUUUGUGGUAGAGAAAACGCGAGUUACUAAAAAUUACUUCUAAAAUUGAUUUCUGGGGAUAUCGUUUUGUGGGAAUGACUGUGAAUACAGAAUUUCAUUUUAAAAGUUAAUAAAACGGUUUGAGAAUUA